AAGAGUUUCGUUUAGUUGGUUUAUAAUUUUAGUUUUGUGUUUAAUAGUGCGUUUUAGGUCCAGAAAAUUCAAAUAAAAAAAUUUAUUUCACAAUGACGUCGAUUGAAGUGGAUUACAAAGCAAAUAUUAAAUGUUUCGAGGAGGAUGAGAACUGCUACGAGAGCGAAAACAGUGAAAUUUGCGAGUUUUUCACCGGAAAAUACGUCUUUAUUACUGGAGGAACGGGAUUUUUGGGGAAAUUAACCAUCGAGAAAUUGUUGAGGAUGUGCCCGGAUAUUUCUGGAAUUUUUAUGCUCGUCAGGACGAAGAAAGGAAAAGAUAUCCAUUCGAGAAUCGAAGACGUUUUUAACGGGGAGGUUUUCCAACGCCUUUCGAACAAGCAACCGAAAUUUCGAUACAAAAUAAUCCCGGUUUCGGGAGAUGCGGGACUUCCUGGGUUAGGAUUAAGAAUAGAGGAUCGUAAAGUCAUCACGGAAAAGGUAUCAAUAAUAAUCCACGGAGCCGCCACGGUUCGUUUCGACGAAAAACUUCACAUAGCAACCAAUAUUAACGUAAAGGGCACCGAAGAAGUUUUGAAUUUGGCCAAGGAUUGCAAAAAUUUGAUUAGUGUGGUGCACGUCAGCACCGCAUUUGCCCAUUGCCCCAAUAAAACCAUCGAAGAAAAAUUUUACGAGGUCCCCAUUUCUCCGGAAAAACUCUCCCAAAUAUGCGACAGCCUCCCGAUCGAUGUCUUAGAGAAAAUUACCCCCGAUUUAGUUGGAGUUUGGCCCAACACCUACACAUUUACGAAAGCUAUAGCCGAAGAAGUCGUGAGGAAGCAUUCGAAAAAUUUACCAGUUUGCGUUUUUCGACCAGCAAUAAUUAUUUCGACUUAUAAGGAGCCAUUAAAAGGGUGGAUCGAUAACGUUUAUGGCCCAACUGGAUACUUUUUGGGUUGCGGGUUGGGUUUAUUGAGGACGUUGAGAGCAAAUAGAGAUGCUUUGGCCGAUAUAAUCCCAGCAGAUAUGGUCAUUAACGGGAUAAUAUCGACAGCUUAUCAAACCGCGCUUGAAAAGAAGUCGAUUCAAGAAAACGAUCAGCAAGAAAUCAAAAUUUACAACUACGUUUCUUCGGUUCAACAACCAAUAACUUGGGGGAGGUUUUGCGAUUUUUCAAAAUCGAAUGGAAUUGAGACUCCCGCAAUGAAAGCCGUUUGGUAUUAUAACUUAAAAAUGAUUCCAAAUGAAACUUUGUAUUGGAUUUACGCCUUUUUCGUCCAUAUAAUCCCGGCGAUUAUAAUCGAUAUGGUUUUAUUCGUUUUGGGAAAAAAACCAACGAUGCUAAAAGUUUAUAAAAAAAUCCAUAAAUUUAGCGAAGUCUUAGCAUACUUUGGAACAAGAAAAUGGCACUUUUCGAACGAAAAUGUCCAAAAUCUUUUCGAGAAUCUAUCAAAGGAAGAUCGGGAUUUGUUUAAUUUCGAUAUGAGGAAGUUAAAUUGGGAGGAAUAUUAUAAAACUUACGGGUUAGGGGUGAGGCAAUAUCUCCUUCACGAAUCCAUGUCAACGAUUGAGCAAGCAAGGAAAAGAUAUUUCAGAUUAAAAAUAUUCAACUUCUCCUUAUUAAUCGUCCUCUUCUUGGUGGGGUUAAACCUAAUCUACAGGAUUGUUUCGUACGCAGUAGCAGCGAUUUUCUAAGUUAUUAAAACAACAAGAAAAUGAUUUCGAAAAAAUUGGUGUAAUCGUUAAAUUUGUAAAGGUUCUGUUAAAUGUAAUUUAAAGAAAAUAAAUUUU
Onthophagus taurus is the source of this 1769-nucleotide messenger RNA. RefSeq names its product fatty acyl-CoA reductase wat-like. Gene Ontology annotation, cellular component: peroxisome. Gene Ontology annotation, molecular function: alcohol-forming very long-chain fatty acyl-CoA reductase (NADP+) activity. NCBI's taxonomy places the organism in Eukaryota, Metazoa, Arthropoda, Insecta, Coleoptera, Scarabaeidae. Gene Ontology annotation, biological process: long-chain fatty-acyl-CoA metabolic process. The record is from RefSeq and is a predicted model, not a curated record.